AUGUUCUGUACUACUUAUGCUAAUUAUACGACCUAUCGACGACCACGACGUAUCAUUCCUAAUAUGCCAGAUGUUGUUUUGCGAAAGAUUUUCGGUUAUUUAAAUUAUAAAGAGCUCGUCCCGCUAGAAGGUGUCUGUCGCCGCUGGCAAACUAUAAUACAUGCGAAAAUGCGAAGAGAGAUUCAUGAGAUUACAAUAGAAAGAUUUGGUUCUUCUUAUCCUUUGGCUUCUCAUAUGAAAGCCUUCCGUCGACUCACAGUUCAAUGUCCUUUAUCUUCUGUGGACUUUUUGACUGGAAUAUUGCGUCGUAGUCGUUUGUCUCUCGCAAGAAUGACGACUGACAUCGAGUAUCUCGCCUUAAUGAAGAAGGUAUCAAUAGCGAAAGAAUCAUAUAGGAAAUACUUUAGUAAUUGCGAAGAUUUAUGGCUUUUGAUAGUCUCCUGCAGCGACGAAACAUUAAAAAAUUAUUUGGAAGUUGAGGACUCCUUAUUCACUGAACUACAUACCAUCACUAUACAAGUUCACAUAAAUAAGAGAGAUUAUACUAAUGUUUCCAAAGUUAUUGCAUCCUUUUACGACCGAUACCCUAAAGCUGUCAUCGACUUAGAACUACAUUCGCCAACGAGUAAACUGAUCUACGAACAAAUACGUCAUCUACCACCUAUACCAUUAAAUAAAAUUAAAAUUAUUUGUACAGAAUUCGACUUGCCACAAUUACGAUUAGACGAACUCUAUAAUGCCCUUAAAGAAACAUCAGUUAUGCCGAAGAACGUAUCAAUAAGAGACUGGUCCUUAUACUCAGAUGGGAAUUCACCUGUCUCUCAUCUACCCCUAGAUACGUACAGAAUAAGUUGUUGUAGAAUAGAAACUGUAGAUAAUCUAGUUAAAAGCCUUCAUAUGACUUCUGAACAAGAACGUCCAAAAGUUAAGAAGAAGGUCGUCAAAAGAAAAAAACAACCAGUAGAAAGCCCAUCAGAAGAGGAAGAGAAACCGAAAAAGAAAUUAGUGAAGAAAAUCAAAAAGAAAAAACCAUUGCCAUACAUAAAGAAAUUCGAAAUAGCAGGUCAAUGCACACUAUCAGGAUUACAGUUUCUAGAAAAGAAAGCUCAUAUGGAAUUAGAAAAGCGCUUAGUAUUAACAAUACCAGAGAUGAUAGUCGAUUGCUCUGAAAUAUAUUAUUGUUUUUAA
Molecule: messenger RNA, 1188 nt
Organism: Auanema sp. JU1783
Lineage: Eukaryota; Metazoa; Nematoda; Chromadorea; Rhabditida; Rhabditidae
Source: the annotation of a GenBank genome assembly